Molecule: messenger RNA, 3743 nt
Organism: Rhipicephalus sanguineus (brown dog tick)
Lineage: Eukaryota; Metazoa; Arthropoda; Arachnida; Ixodida; Ixodidae
Product: mpv17-like protein
Exons: 4
Coding region: 1757-2314 (185 amino acids)
Cellular component (GO): membrane; cytoplasm
Source: RefSeq, a predicted model, not a curated record
CACGUGGUGCUGGUGUUUGUGGAGGUGCAAAGUCCUCAUCGAAGAAGUGGAAGACACCCCGUUGCGUUAAUACGGGAACAGCGACUGUAUGUCUGUGCAUCUGGGUGCACGUGGUACAUAUGCUUGGCAUUUAGACCGCUAACAAAAAGACGAGGACAGUGAAAGGGGCGACGAGACUGCAGGUAAAACUUUUCCAUCUUAUUUAACCGCAGCAGCACGUAUCGAUAUAUAGACAAUUGUGACUUGCGCAGAACCCAACAGACCGGUCAGAAGGCUUGUGCCUUUCUUCGUGGAGGUACAAAGUUCCCAUCGAAGCUGUGAGACGUUGUGCUGCAGCUGUUCGCGUUCGCUCCGCUCGCAAGGGACACCUGCCAACUGCUGUGCGUACGGUGGCGCCGGCUGCAACGACGCGGAGAAGAUCGCGCGCGCUUCGAGUUGGGGAAUCUCCGAAACCUGCUGCCUGCUGCGCUGUACGCACGGAUUACUGCCAUCGAAAUACUGUACUACUGCGCGUAAAAGUUGGCGCACCAUCUGUGCGAUCUCACCGGUUGACACACCAGACCAAUUUCCUCCAGGUGUACCGAAGUCAUCGGAGUGUGCGCGUUUGUGAACAUCGUGCCCUUCCAUACCGCUACACACUCUGUGCCGGACUAGGUGGUGGAUUCUUUUACCUGCUUUAUUAUUGUUCUUUUCAUUUACUCCACCUGUACACAGUACACCUGUACAACAGCGUGCCAAAUGUCGUAUCGAUAUUCUCAAUAGCUCUAUAGCUGUAGCACUCCAUGAAUUGUGCUCUACUGCUGUUCUCGCCAGCUUGGUCCUUCGGUGCACCGUACAUGUUUUAAGCCGGCAGCAGACCCAGAGUACGACCACGGUUGUUUGAGUCGCUCGCGUGGCUGUCAUCAACGAAGUAUCUCAGCGUACAGUGCAUCUAUCUAUACGGCCGGUCGUGAUAAGUGUGCGGACCUCACGCCGUUUUGUAUCGUAUCCCGCGAUGACUGGGAAAAAAUAAACGUGCGAGUCUUCAGCCAUUCGGGCACUGCACCCCCUUUUUUUUAUCGCUCUGUGCAAACAAGCUCUUCGUGGUAUAAAACGACGACACCACUUUCCUCUCUGAAGCCCGCACGUUCUCGACUGCAACUGCAACGUGUCCACUGUGGAUCUCAAGCUUGAAGGAAGCACAGUCCUAUCCGAGUACUGCAUCCUGCGCUUCGGCAAUGCUUCAGCACUGAACGUUAUACCGCGACCUGUAAACAGAUCGUCGUGGGUCGAUCAGGUGACAUUCCGAAACCUUUGUGCAUACAUUACGCCGGUUCCGGUGCGACGAUAUUGUGACGUGUGCGGAGUGAUCGACCUCUGAACGCAAUAUCCGGCUGUACGAGUGCGCGGCGGAGCGCCUGUUUUUACUUGGUAAUAGCCAGUGCAGCAAAGAACGAGGGCACGCAGGGAAAGAGACAUUCUGACGAUACACAGCGCUAACUUCCAACGAAAGGUUCAUUUCCGUACCGAUUUUCGGUGGAACCCGGGCGAUAUCGUGUCCUCGACCGUUCUCGUGUUUACACAACUGGACAGACAAUUUGAACGGGCCACUUGAUUAUGACCCAUCAUUGUAUGUAGCGCAACGCUUUACGAAGGACUGUGAAACACACAGUGUGGACUGUGGAUACACAGCUGGGCCUCAUAGUCGACGCGUUGAGUAUUACUUCUGCUAAAGAUAAGACGGUAGGUAUACCUCCGAGGACAGCUUCAAGUCGUCAUGCAGCAUGCCAUCGCCAGGGUACGGACGUUGUUCAGGAGUCGACCCCUGUUGGCAAACGUCGUCUCCUUCGGCUCCAUGUACAUCGGCGCCGAAGUGGUCCAGCAGACCAUACUGCAGAAGCUGGACCCGUCCGUGCGCGGCUACGACUGGCCCCUGGUGGGAAGGUACGCCGUGGUCGGCACCGGCAUCUACGCACCGGCGCUUUUCUACUGGUACCGAUACCUGGACCGCGUUAUGCCGGGCAAGCUGGUCGCCGUCGCCGUCAGGAAGGCCCUCAUCGACCAGGUCUUGGCCUCCUCCACGCUUCUGGUAGCCUUCUACACGGCCAUGAGCGCCAUGGAGGGCAAAGAGGACAUCUUCGCAGAACUCAAGGCCAAGUUCGUCCCAACGUACAAGCUCAGUUGCUGCUUCUGGAUUCCGGCGCAGUGCAUCAACUUCUUCCUGGUGCCGCCGCACCUCCGGGUCGUGACGGUCGGCAUCUGCUCCUUCGCCUGGGUCAACAUCCUCUGCAUCAUGAAGCGCAUGACCGUUAAGGCACGCGAGGAGGACGCCUAGAGCGACCACCGUCGGAGUACCCAAUACGUCACUACCGCCGUCGUCAAGGUGACCCGAGUGCCUGGAUGUGACGUCACCAUAUGCCUCCAAAAGGAAAAUCUCGCAUUUGGAACGACGUCACUUCCGGAAGGAGCAAAAGACCGACAGUUUGCUAUACAGUGCAUCGAUCUAGUCGUCCGGAUUGAAUCGAAGAAAGCGCACAUUUACCGCAGAACGCCUUUUUUUUUCGAUGCAACUGUUAUUUCGUCUACGGGGACCAUCCGUCUCCAUAACGAAGUGCCUAACUGAUCCUGUUGACGCGCUUCGAGUGAUAUGUAUACAUCCUUGUGUACUCUACUUAGUCUCGCGAUAAAUUUAUUUUAAUGUGAAAGAGAAGUCACGGAGGCGAAUUGUCCGCGCGACUGCGCUGCUGAAAACAGUUCAACUGCUAGAUGACAUUAACAGCGCAUACAUGAGCAGGAAGCGCGACAGUGCAAACAGAGGCAAAGAGCGCCGUUUGCCUCCGUUUGCACUGUUCCGUUUCCUAAUCUUGUAUACGCUGUUAAUACUUUAUAACGGACCCUUACCAACUUGUCCAAGCUUCAGCCCUCACUAGUUCAACUGCCUUAAACAGCUCACUUACUAUAACACUUAUAAUCAAAUGAAACACAAGGUAUACGACUUGACAAAUACGUACAUCACUAUGGUGCUGAUGGGCAUUCGGGAACGUUUACAAGAAACAAUUUUUUUUAAUAUAUGCAUUAGGCUGUAUAUAUUUAAGCCGCUGGCCCUACGGCGUUCGCUUUCACUCAUACAAGUUUAAGUCCGGUGCUAUAUAUAAUCAACUUUAAGUGCCUGGUAGGACAUCGCACAGGCGAGCUCACCUCAAUUAUACAAGGGGUGUUCAAAUGAAAGGGUACGGAACGACACUGUGGGUAUAAAUGAAGAAUUUGUUCAAAGUAUACAUCAUGUACCUGAUCACAACGCUCCCAUUGGUGAACGAGCCGAAGGAUUCCUUGUUCCCAGAAUUCCUGUGGCCGUGACGAGACCCUGUCCUUUACGGCGUCCCUGAGUUCAUCGUCCGAGUCGAAGCGCUUCCCUUUCAGGUGUUUUUUUCAGGGGACCAAACACAUGGAAAUCCCAGGCGAUGAAUGGUGGCCCGUUUGACACCUUCCGCUGUCAGAAAUCGUUUAACGCCCCGCUACUCCUAAAUCCUCGGAUUUUGCAACGUUAACGCCAUCCUGUCCUCAGAAGCAUUGCCGCGGACGGCGCUCUUUAUAAGAGCCUCUGCUCUCUAUACUGCGCAUGCGCCCCCCACCCCUUGCUCCGAUCCACGGCAGGGACUCCAAUCGCAUCCCUAGAUGUCUCGCUACAUUCUCCCUAGUGGCAAAGGCAUCUAUGUAAACGGUCAUGUCGUUUCGACGUUUCGUACCUUUUCAUUUGAACGCGC